CGGUUUUGGGGGGGGAGGGGAUGCCGCCGGCCCUCGCCCGUGGGUCGUGUCCCCCAACUCCCGUCCUGCUGCUCGUGGAGGCGGAGCCCCCCGAACCCCAGCGCUGCGGGGAGGCGGGGGGGUGACCCCCCCCUCCACACACACACACACUCCGGCAGGCCCCGAGUGGGGCUCCCCAGGGGCCGGGCACCCCUUUGCCGUGUCCCGGGGAGCAUCAUCCCGCCCGGGGUGCGUGUACCGGCCCCGGGGGUUGUUACCGGGGCGGUUGUGGGUUCACAGACACCCGUGGGCCCCCCCCUCAUGCGGAGAGGAGCCGGUGCUGGGCCAUGAGCAACGCCACGGCCCCCACGGCCCCGGGCACUGCGGGUGACUCGCUGGUGGGCUACGUCCUGGGACCCUUCCUCCUCGUCACCCUCCUCGGCGCCCUCCUGGCCGCGGUGAUGUACAUCCAGAAGAAGCGGAGGUUUGACCGGCUGCGCCACCGGCUGCUGCCCAUGUAUAGCUACGACCCGGCUGAGGAGCUGCAGGAGUCCGAGCAGGAGCUGCUGGUGGAAGCAGAGGACACCCGGGUGGUGCCCGGCUGGGGGGGGCCCUCGCCCCACCGGCCCCCACGCAGGGACUGGAAAGCCUGAUGCUGCCCGGAGAGCUGGGGCCGAAUCCUGCCCGCGGGAGCCAAGGGAGGACGGUGUCAGCACCGGCGCUGCCACCUUUGCUGGGAAGGGCAGGAUGCUCCUGCGGGAGCGUGGCGAUGCUGGUGGGCGCUGCCCGGGGAGCGAGCCCACCCUGCGUGAGCACUGACGAUAACGGGUUAUCUCCUACCUCGGCGCCUCUUUUGGCCCAUUUUUUCGCUUGAACUGCCCCGCCAGCCCCUUAAAAUGCACCGAGCAGGACGGCUGGGGCUGGCACCCUGGCAGGGGGAGCAGCCGGGCUGCGGGGGCUUUGCAGGGCGCGGAGGGCAGGAGCAGCGCGGCGGGUGCUGGAGCAAAUAAAUGUGUUUCUCUGCA
Messenger RNA from Tyto alba (common barn owl), 1004 nucleotides. RefSeq names its product small integral membrane protein 29 (gene SMIM29). The record is from RefSeq and is a predicted model, not a curated record. Lineage: Eukaryota; Metazoa; Chordata; Aves; Strigiformes; Tytonidae. The transcript is spliced from 4 exons. Bases 327 to 632 code for a protein of 101 amino acids.